AUGGCAGACAAUGAAAUAGUAGAAGUUAAUCCCCGAAGUUGGAUUUGGGAUUGGUUCAGCUGGUCAGGAAAUUCUGCAACAAUGCUGAGAACAGCUGAAAAAAAAAUACUUUCACAUUUAAAAAGUGCUUACCGAGGACUGUACGUCGACAUUGGUGCUAGUGUUGGUACAGCAGAUAAAAUUUGGACGAUUUCACUCAAUGAACAAUCUCCUAAAACCCCUAUUGUACUUCUUCAUGGAUUAGGAGCUGGAGUAGCGCUAUGGUGCCUUAAUCUUGAUAGCCUUUCACAAGAUAGACCAGUUUAUGCGAUAGAUCUUUUAGGAUUCGGAAGAAGUAGUCGACCAAAUUUUAGUAACGAGGCGCUAAAAGCUGAAACUCAACUAGUACGCUCAGUUGAAGAAUGGAGAAGAGAAAUGGAGUUAGAUAAAUUUGAUUUAUUAGGACAUUCUAUGGGUGGUUUCCUCGCUGCCUCGUAUGCAAUACAAUAUCCAAAUCGAGUACAACAUCUUAUUCUUGCUGAUCCUUGGGGAUUUCCAAAAAAACCAACCGAUGCACACACAAGAUACAAUAUACCUUUUUGGGUAAAAGCUAUUGCGUUUAUGGUGCAACCUCUCAAUCCUUUGUGGGCAGUGCGAUUUGCUGGUCCUUUUGGUCAGUGGCUUAUAGAAACUACACGGCCAGACAUUGUAAAAAAAUAUGUUCCAGUUCUUAAAGAUGACGCAAAUUCAAUUUUCCAAUAUCUUCAUCAGUGUAACACUCAAACACCCUCCGGUGAAAGUGCAUUUCAUGCAAUGAUGGAAGGUUUCGGUUGGGCAAAAAAUCCUAUGAUCGAACGAAUUCAUCUAAUAGAUGAUGAAGUACCGAUAACAAUGAUUUAUGGUAGUCGAUCUUGGGUAGACAAUUCUGCAGGAGAAGCAAUUAGACAAAAGCGAGAAAAGUCUUAUGUUAAUAUUCAGGUCAUAUCAGGUGCUGGUCAUCAUGUUUACGCCGAUAAAAGUGAAAUUUUCAACAAACAUGUUCUUGAAGCGUGUGAGUUGAGUGACAACAUACCUAAACUCACAUCACAACAUGUCAAACAAUCUGCAAAAAUUUUUCCUCGAAAACUUGCUCCAUUACCAAUUGACUCCACAGAUUCAAAAUCCGAAAAUGAAGAUGACAGUCAGAAUGAAACAUUGCCAGGUCAAACAUCAACUAAUUUUGAACCUAAGACAAUUCGCCCGAAAACGACCUAA
Cotesia congregata is the source of this 1233-nucleotide messenger RNA. NCBI's taxonomy places the organism in Eukaryota, Metazoa, Arthropoda, Insecta, Hymenoptera, Braconidae. The record is from the annotation of a GenBank genome assembly.